UUCCUGAACACAGGAAGAGACCUCAGACCUCUUUGAAACUGUGUAUCAGCACUGAGCAGGAAUCACUUGUGUUAUUGUAACGGCUCCGGGCUGCUCGAGGCGUAUUCGUUUAACAGAGGCAGAAAUACAGAAGGACUUCAGUGGUUCUUCGUAAAGAGACGAGGCGCUGCUUCAAAAGAAAUGUCAAGAUCACUCAGAAAAGCGUGAGCUGGGACUGAGACACAGAUGGGACGCAUUGGAAAGACAACCCAAAAAUAUACCUGCCAACAGGAACGGAUCCAUUUCAUGUGAAUCAGUCGCUUCCUAAAGUCUAUUUCAGGUCUGGGUAGAGAACAGGCUGUACACACCUUGACCUUGAUCAGGUAAUGUCUUAUCAGUCUAAUAAAGGGGAAGAUAGCGCAGAAGGUGUGGACAGACUGCACUGAUAGAAGAGCCCCUCGGACAUGAGAGAAACGCCACUCAGAGCAACUCCACACAGCAGAUGCUACCAAAACUGAAGAAUGAAGAAUACAAGUGAAAACUCUCCGGGGGACCGCGCAGAAAAAACCACAGAAUCAUACAAAGCUGACGAAGAUGCUGACCUCAAGAAUGACAGCGACAAAACAAAAAAAGAGAAAGCUCUGACCGUUGGAUUCUUUCAGCUGUUCCGGUUUGCGACGUGGAAGGAGGUGCUGAUGAUGGUGGUGGGAAGCGUGUGCUCUCUGGUCCACGGCGCCGCGGCUCCUCUCAUGCUGCUGGUGUAUGGCAUGAUGACCAACACCUUCGUGGACUAUGAGCUCGAGAUCCAGGAACUGGCCAACCCCAACAAAACCUGCAUUAAUAACACCAUCACCUGGCUGGACGGGACUGUGGUCGAGCGGCCGGACAACAGCACCACGUACUGUGGUGUGGAUAUUGAGGCUGAAAUGACCAAGUUUGCGAUUUACUACGUUGGAAUUGGCAUUGGAGUCCUUAUUCUGAGUUACUUUCAGAUCGCUCUGUGGGUUUCUGCCGCCGCCAGACAGAUCCAACGCAUCAGGAAAAUGUACUUCAGGAAGAUAAUGCGCAUGGAGAUCGGCUGGUUUGACUGCAACUCCGUCGGAGAGCUGAACACAAGGAUAUCUGACGACAUCAACAAAAUCAACAAUGCCAUAGCAGACCAGGUGUCCAUCUUCAUCGACAGGAUCUCUACGUUCAUAUUUGGUUUCAUGGUGGGAUUCAUCGGCGGAUGGAAGCUGACUCUGGUGGUGAUAGCCGUCAGUCCUCUCAUCGGAUUGGCUGCAGGACUCAUGGCGAUGGCUGUGGCGAGGCUGACGGGCCGUGAGUUGAUGGCUUAUGCUAAAGCAGGAGCAGUGGCUGAUGAAGUCCUUUCCUCCAUCAGAACGGUGGCCGCUUUUGGAGGAGAGCACAAAGAAGCAGAGAGGUAUGACAAGAACCUCGUGGAGGCCCAGGCGUGGGGUAUUAAGAAGGGAGCGAUCAUCGGUGUGUUUCAGGGUUAUCUUUGGUGCAUCAUAUUCUUGUGUUAUGCACUGGCUUUCUGGUACGGCUCAAAACUGGUGAUUGAAACCAAAGAGCUCACGCCCGGUGGCCUUGUUCAGGUAUUUUUUGGGGUUCUUAUAGGUGCAAUGAAUCUGGGUCAGGCCUCUCCUUGUCUUGAGGCCUUUGCCUCUGGUCGGGCUGCAGCCAAGAGUAUAUUUGACACCAUUGACAGGGAACCAGAAAUCGAUUGCUUCUCAGAAGAAGGUCAUACGUUAGACAAAGUUAAAGGUGACAUUGAAUUCCACAGAGUUGACUUCUACUAUCCCUCCCGCCCUGAAGUGAAAAUAUUAGAUAAUUUGAACGUUGUGGUCAAAGCUGGUGAAACAACUGCAUUUGUUGGACCUAGUGGAUCGGGAAAGAGCACAGGAAUACAACUCAUUCAGAGGUUCUACGACCCAAAAGAAGGAAAGGUCACCCUGGACGGUCACGACAUCAGAAGCCUGAAUAUCCAGUGGCUGCGUUCUCUCAUCGGUAUAGUGGAACAAGAGCCUGUUCUGUUCGCCACCACCAUUGUGGAGAACAUCCGAUACGGCCGUCCUGGAGUCACCAUGGAGGAGAUUAUAGAAGCCACCAAACAGGCCAACGCUUACAACUUCAUCAUGGCUCUUCCUCAGAAAUUUGACACGUUGGUGGGCGAAGGCGGGGGUCAGAUGAGCGGAGGGCAGAAACAGAGGAUCGCCAUUGCUCGAGCGCUGGUCAGGAAUCCCAGAAUCCUCCUGUUAGACAUGGCCACAUCAGCGCUGGAUAACGAGAGCGAGGCCGUGGUACAGGAGGCCUUGGACAAGGCUCGACAGGGGAGAACGACGAUCAGCAUCGCACACCGUCUGUCCACCAUCCGCAACGCAGAUGUGAUCGUGGGGUUCGAGCACGGACAUGCUGUAGAGAGAGGCACGCACAGCCAGUUGCUGGAAAGAAAGGGAGUUUACUUCACACUAGUAACCCUGCAGAAUCAAGGAAAGGAUACAGACGGCGAUAAACCAGAGGACACUGCUGAGAUGACGGUUACAGAUGAGGAUGAACUUGAGAAAGUAAGGCGCUUCAGCAGAGGAAGUUACGAGAGUGCCUUAAGGCGUUCUUUGAGACAGCGGUCACAUUCUCAGAUGUCAAGCAACAUUCCCGACGCCAUAUCUGGAAAUUUCAAAAUCUUCGACCAUUUAGAAACGGAGGAAGUUGAAGCGCGCGACAAGAAAAAAAAGAGGAAAGAGGAAAAAGUCAUUGAACCGGCUCACGUGGCACGAAUCCUGAAGUAUAACCGUCCCGAGUGGCCAUAUAUGCUGCUGGGCUCUUUAGGUGCUGCCAUUAAUGGAUCGGUCAACCCCAUCUAUGCUCUUUUAUUCAGUGAAAUCCUUGGGACAUUCUCCAUUCAAGACCUAAACGAACAGAGGAGGCAGAUAAACGGGAUUUGUAUUUUGUUUGUUAGCGUAGGAAUCCUGAGCUUCUUUUCGCAGUUCUUACAGGGCUACUCAUUUGCCAAAUCAGGCGAGCUGUUGACUCGCAGGCUGAGGAAGGUUGGAUUUCAGGCAAUGCUGAAGCAAGAGAUCGGCUGGUUCGACAACCCCAUGAACAGUCCUGGUGCUCUGACUACUAGACUAGCCACUGACGCCUCCAUGGUGCAGGGGGCUACAGGUUCACAGAUUGGCAUGAUCGUGAAUUCUCUGACCAACAUCGGCGCGUCCUUCAUUAUUGCGUAUUUCUUCAGCUGGAAACUGAGUCUGGUGGUCACCUGCUUCCUUCCUCUCAUCGGCCUGUCUGGGGUUUUUCAGGCUAAAAUGCUGACAGGAUUUGCCAAUGAGGAUAAAAAUGCAUUGGAGGCUGCUGGACAGGUGUCCAGUGAAGCUCUGAGCAACAUCAGGACCAUCGCCGGUUUAGCCAAAGAGAAACACUUCGUGUCUCAAUAUGAAGAGCGACUACAAGCACCGUAUAAAGGGGCCAAGAAGAAAGCUCAUGUUUAUGGGGUCUGUUUUGCAUUUGCCCAGUGUGUCAUUUUCAUGGCCUAUGCUGCCUCUUUUAGAUACGGCGGCUAUCUGGUCAGCAAUGAGGGACUUUCAUACAUGAUGGUGUUCAGAGUCAUUUCAGCUCUUGUGACCAGCGCCACUGCACUCGGCAAAGCUUCGUCUUUCACGCCAGAUUACGCCAAGGCCAAGAUUGCUGCCGCUCAACUUUUCAAACUGUUGGACAGGGUUCCCAAAAUUAGCAUCAGCAAAUCAGAGGGACAAAGUUGGGAUGACUUUAAGGGCCGGAUAGAAUUCAAAGGGUGCAGGUUCACGUAUCCCAGCAGGCCAGACAUCCAGGUUUUGAGGGGUCUGGAGGUGUCAGUAAAUCCAGGACAGACUCUUGCUUUUGUGGGAAGCAGCGGCUGUGGGAAGAGCACCAGCGUUCAACUGCUGGAGCGAUUCUACGACCCCGACGAAGGGCAAGUGAUCAUCGACGGACGUCCAUCUGCGAGCAUCAGCGUGCCCUUCCUCAGGUCACAUAUUGGCAUCGUGUCCCAGGAGCCGGUGCUGUUCGACUGCAGUAUCGCCGAGAAUAUCCAGUACGGCGAUAAUUCCCGUACCGUGAAAAUGGAGGAGAUUAUAGAGGCUGCUAAGAAGGCCUAUCUGCAUGAUUUUGUGAUGACACUACCUGAUCAAUAUGAAACUCAGGUCGGUGCUCAGGGCUCUCAGUUAUCCCGUGGACAGAAACAGCGCAUAGCCAUCGCAAGAGCCAUCGUCAGAAACCCUAAAAUCUUGCUCCUGGAUGAGGCCACGUCUGCACUCGAUACUGAGAGUGAGAAGGUCGUUCAGGCCGCUCUCGACGAGGCCCGUCAGGGACGCACGUGUAUCGUCAUCGCUCACAGACUCUCCACCAUUCAGACGGCUGACAUCAUCGCUGUGAUGUCACAGGGCGAGGUCAUCGAGAGAGGGACACACGAGGAGCUCAUGGCCAGGAAAGCAGCAUACUACAAGCUUGUCACCACGGGGGCGCCUAUUAGUUAAAAAUGACAUAGUGUUCGGACGAGCAGGGAGUCCCUCCUCAAACUCACGCCAUUAUUUGAGCAGGCUUUGGUUUGUCUGGCCUAGUCGGGUUUCUCACAGAAAUGACAUCUCAUUGCAUUUGUUAAUGGAAUUACUUAACAAUUGUGGAGGUGUUUUUGAUUUAUAUGUAUUUAUUUAUUAUGUUUUGGCACUAUUCUCAUGUGUUUGAAUCAUACACAGCCAGCUAUGACGUGUUUUCUUUGCUGUUUUCAAAAUGCUUGCAAAAGGUUGCAGAGAUCUGUCGUAGCAGCUGAAGAUAUGGUGUCCUUGAACAGCGGCGAUAAUAGUACGGGACUGAUAACGUGCUCAUAAUCGCUGAUAUCUUUAUGCUCAGUCAUUGUUUAAUGUAGUGCCGUGUGUGAUCUCUGCUUUUCACGUCUCGUUUAUUGUCAUUCAGAUGUUACAGAUGAACGCGUACGUAUUAAAAAGUCAUUUUAAAACUGUAUGUAAUUUAUACAUAUUUGUCAUUAUUAAUUUAGCCUUCAGUGAGGAUGUGCUCAUUCAGCUAUAAGCAAUAAUUAGUAUGCCAUUGCAUUUUUUCUAGCUUGUUUAUUUGUUCCAGGGGCCUUAGAGGGCUUAAAUGUUUUGUAAAGGGAUUUGUUUGUGAAAAUAAAAGUACCUUACCUUACCUAGUGACUUUACCUUAAUAAAUAAAAAAAAAAAAAAAAAUA
Puntigrus tetrazona (Sumatra barb) is the source of this 5203-nucleotide messenger RNA. It is a transcript of the gene abcb11a, whose product is annotated as ATP-binding cassette, sub-family B (MDR/TAP), member 11a. The coding region runs from base 501 to 4493 and encodes 1330 amino acids. The record is from RefSeq and is a predicted model, not a curated record. Gene Ontology annotation, biological process: transmembrane transport. Gene Ontology annotation, molecular function: ATP binding; ATP hydrolysis activity; ABC-type transporter activity. Lineage: Eukaryota; Metazoa; Chordata; Actinopteri; Cypriniformes; Cyprinidae. Gene Ontology annotation, cellular component: membrane. The transcript has 29 exons.